Messenger RNA from Amphibalanus amphitrite, 2675 nucleotides. Its product is annotated as keratin-associated protein 19-2-like. The record is from RefSeq and is a predicted model, not a curated record. Lineage: Eukaryota; Metazoa; Arthropoda; Thecostraca; Balanomorpha; Balanidae. The transcript has 2 exons. Bases 1969 to 2496 code for a protein of 175 amino acids.
AAUACACAGGGUGUCCCAGAAAAAAAGUACCACAUUUGUUUAGACGCGUGUUUCUUUUUUCCAACCAAAGGAAGGCGCUAUACCCGAAGAUGCUUCUUGGUAAACAAACCAAACAAAAACAAACAUAACCUAACCUCACCUGACCUAACCUACAACCUACAAACCUACAACCUACAACCUAACCUACAACCUAACCUACAGACCUACAACCUACAAACCUACAACCUACAAACCUACAACCUACAAACCUACAACCUAACCUACAACGCGCCAAAAAGUUCUACCGGCUGCGGGGAUCGAACCCUAGUUAUUAGAUCACGAGGCGAGUGUGCUCACCACUACACCACGCAGCCAGCAAACCGGUGAGAGGUGUAAGUCACUUUUAAAUGACGCAAUGGGAUAUUCUCCGUAUAGCGCCUUCCUUUGGGUGGAAAAAAGAAUUACGCUGUUUAGACAAUAUAUUUUUUGUUAUUCGGCACUAAUGCUUUAAACGCAUAUCAAAAGCGAGCCAGUUCCAUGGAGAUUUAUUUGCGCUACAAAUGGACCAUGCCACUCCUUCCUGUCACUCACACCGGCACAUGUUCGAAGUGCCUGCCUUCUUGGGCCAGGCACCGCUCCGCCCUGCACCUGGCUUCCUCUGCGACCCGAGCACAUGCGGAAGGUGGAAUCGCGCGAAUGGCCGCGCGAAUCGCCCGUUUCAGUGUCGCUAGGUCUUCUGGUGCCUCCUGAUACACCACACUUUUCAGAUAGCCCCACAGGUAAAAGUCGAGGGGCGUGAGGUCAGGAGAGUGCGGCGGCCAGGUCACCGCGGCCCGCCGGGAGAUGACACGCCCCUCUAGACACUCGUGCAGCCAGGCCAAGUUGGCGCGUGAUGUAUGCGCCGUUGCGCCAUCUUGCUGCAGCCAUUGCUGGUUCAGGGUGUCCGCACAACUCGCUGUGAGUGCCCGCAAAAAGCUUUUAAGCAUGGUAAGGUAGCGCCGGGAAUUGACAGUGACCGUCUCGCCAGCACCAUUUUCAAAAAAGAAUCCAGGCCGAUGAUUCCCUGCGCGCUCAACGCGCGGUUCACUUGCCCGUUCAGAUGAAAAUGGGCCUCAUCAGACCACCAAACACAAGACAAGAAGUUUGGGUUGUUUGUGCACUUUUCCAAAAACCAUUUGCAAAAUUGUUCCCUCUGCUCAAAAUCCGCAGCAAACAGCUUUUGAGACACUUUAAGCUUAAAGGCAGAUAAGGCGAGAUCCUUCUUGAGAAUCCUGUGAGUGGAGGACUUGCUGAGACCGACCCUAGACGCGAGGCGCCGCACCGACACUUUCGGCGUUUGACCAACCUGCUCUGCGACCUUUCGUAUGGCCUCCUGGCUGCGAGAUGUUUUUUUCCGACCACUGUUUCCGGCAUUCUGGUUACUAAUGGACCCUUCUGCCAGAAACUUCUCAGUCAGACGCUGUAUGGUCUAUAUCGUUGGAGCUUCUCGGACCUUAAAAUGUCUGCGAUACUGCCUUUGCGUUAAAACGGCUGAUCCGUGUUUGAGAUAAAAUUCGACUAUUUUGGUUUUUUGUUCAGUAUUAAACGGCUUCAUGACUGACAGAGCGCUCGACCCAUACAACAUAAUUUCCAUGAAUCACGCUUUCGAUUGAUGUUAAAAUUUUACAUGUCACGCGCAUAUUUUUCUUUGUACUUCUAAUUUAAAUUUGGUACUUUUUUCUGGGACACCCGGUAUUUUCGCCCCCCUCCCCCGUUCUCCAACAGCACCUCUGGCUGACCUUGUACUUGUCAGACUUCCCGACCCGGACCCGCUCCGUCGACAUUGCACCGGAAUUUCGUGGGGCGGGGCUGAAGGCGUGACCAGCGGCCAACGCACAGCAAUCGUGUCUCUCAGCCAGUUCAGUAGGUAUAUAAGGGAAAUCUGGCGGCAUAGCAGUCACACACUCAACUCGGCUCCUUCAGGACGCAGCUCAGAAACCGCCAGGCGCCAUGAAGCUGGUGAUCCUCUCCUGCCUGGUGGCUGCCUCCGCCGCUAGCCUCCUCGGCGGCUCCGGAGUUGGCCUGUUCAACGGAGGAGCGAUCGGCGGCGGCCUCUUCAACAACUUCGGCUACGGAAACCAGUACGGCCUCGGUAACCUGGGAUACGGAAACCAGUACGGCCUCGGAAAUCUGGGCUACGGAAACCAGUACGGCCUCGGAAACCUGGGCUACGGAAGUCAGUACCGAUACGGAAACCAGUACGGCCUCGGAAACCUGGGCUACGGAAGUCAGUACCGAUACGGAAACCAGUACGGCCUCGGAAACCUGGGCUACGGAAACCAGUACGGCUACGGAAACCAGUUUGGACUCAACAGCUUCGGUCUGCUCGGCGCCCGUGGGCUCGGUCUCGGCUACGGAAACCAGUACGGCCUCGGAAACCUGGGCUACGGAAACCAGUAUGGAGGCUAUGGCCGUAGAUUUGGCUUCCGCAACUUUGGUCUGCUUGGCAGCCGUGGCUAUGGACGCUAUGGCUACUAAUUUUAUUGUUUAAAAGGUCUGGCGUAUAAAUGAUGUUAAAUCAAUGAAUGUGUGGCAGAAUGAACCAGCUGGAAUUCGUAAAUAUUUGUCCUACGUUUGAAUUUGCAUGGAGCAUGCUCGAGUGUGUGUGUGUGUGUGUGUCUUAUUGUAAUUGUAUGUAAUAUAUAAGCAACACCAAC